Amoebophrya sp. A25 is the source of this 314-nucleotide messenger RNA. The record is from the annotation of a GenBank genome assembly. NCBI's taxonomy places the organism in Eukaryota, Dinophyceae, Syndiniales, Amoebophryaceae.
GAAGAGCAAGAAGAAAGUUACUUCCAGUUCCGAUAGUAGUGCCUCUGCAUCAGCACCCGUCGUCUCUUUUCAGCAAGAGGUAGACGUGACGUCCUUAGAAGACAGUCCAGAUGACAACACGACAAUCCUCGGAGGAGAGGCUGAACACACGCCAUGCAGCGCUACAAGCACUAGUAGAAACAUCACACCACAACUCAGACGCAUUGCAGCAACAAGAGCGGAAAAACUGAUUGUAGAAUACGAGACUUCCAAGUCUCUAGUGGUCAAGCAACUGGGCCGGCGUGAGGUUUUACGUCUCGAAUAUUCUUGCCCCG